Messenger RNA from Saccostrea cuccullata (small rock oyster), 1511 nucleotides. Its product is annotated as coiled-coil domain-containing protein 89-like. The record is from RefSeq and is a predicted model, not a curated record. NCBI's taxonomy places the organism in Eukaryota, Metazoa, Mollusca, Bivalvia, Ostreida, Ostreidae. Bases 85 to 1200 code for a protein of 371 amino acids. The transcript is spliced from 7 exons.
AGUUUGAUCCCAGAUCAAAAUGAUGUUUGUAUUGUACGAGUUGCUCAUUGAAUAGAUAUCUAAAUGUAACUGAAAAACCCAGAUAUGUCGAACACAAGAAAUCCAAAGGACAUUAGAGGCAUGGUGACGGGCAGUGAACGGGUAACUGCGUUUGAUUUGGUCGACGUCCAUUUGGCCGAGAGUAAAAAUAAAAAGGAUAUGGAAGAAAUGAAGGGAAAUCUGGAUAAGCUGAAGAAUUUGUCCGAGGAUGACAAGAAAGAAAAUGCGAUGCUGAGAUCUCGAAUCGACGAACAGAGCCAGCUGAUAAUGAUACUGAAACAGAGAGCUGAUGACGUGCAAGGAAAAUCCUCUACUCUGGAGCGAAUCAACAAAGAAUUGAUGGACUUUAGGGGCAAUGCUCAAGAGAUGCUGAAUGCAGAAAUCAGAAAAAAUUCUCUUCUCGAAAAACGCUUUGAUGAACUUGCAUCAAACCAUCAAGAAAUGAUUAAGAUUAAAGACGAGUAUAAGAGAUCCAAUCAGGAUUUACGACAGGAGAACUCUCGUCUCAGGGAUGAAAAUUCACGCUUGUUUUCUGGUGCAAUAGUUGAAAAAGAUCAGCAUAUUUCUGACUUGGAGAAAAAGCUUGCCAGUUUAAAAGAACAGACCAGUAGUCAAGAACUUAGACAAAGACAAAUUAUCCAAGAUCUGAAAGUUCGAGAGCAGGAGCUUCAAAAAGAAAUUCAGACAUUGCAGGAGCAAUAUAAAACGGACGUAAAAAACCUCAACAAUAAAUUACAGGAAACAGAAGAGAGGUUAAAAGGUGCUAAUUACAAGUUACAAAACCAACUAGACGACAAGAAAUCAGCUGAUUUUGAAUCUCAGAGCAGAAUACAGGCCCUAACCAAAGAGAAAGAUGAACUGUUGGACCUCGCAAUGCAGAGAGGCAAAAUCAUACAGAAAGAACAAUCGGAAAACAAGAAACUACAGAAGAAAAUUGAGGAGACGGAGAGAUCUAUUAGGAGCCUGGAGGAGAAGUUUGAAAGGGAGGCAGCUACAGUAAACGCCAACCUACAGGUGCGGAAGUUACGUGACGAGCUGAGCUCUGCAGAGACUCGUUGUAAAGAAGCCAUUAGGGAUUUUGAGGCUUUUAAGAAAUACUCCAACACGCUGCUGCAAAAAGAGAAAGAAAUCAAUGAGAGACUCAGGCAUCUGGCAGAGUAAUCUCCCUCAGUAAAGUCACUUCCUGUUGUAAAGACACAGUGGUGUCCUUUAGUUAGACCUUUUCCUGUCAGGAUCAGGGAGAGUAGUCUCCCUUUGUGAUAUCACUUCCUGGUAGGGAUGUGUCAUUAAGGGAAAUUAAUUGUCUAGCUAUUUUUGAAGAGUGAAUUACUGGCUGAGUGUACAUUACAUUCAAUUUAAUCGAAAUACAACUUACUCUGGUUAUAAAAUUGCCCCAUUUAAGGUGAUAAGACCAUAGAUUGUAAGAUUAUGCAAAAAAUUUAUAAAGUUGGAAGUUUUAAAGUACAUUAAUA